AAGAUGAAGAUCAGUUGGUCAGAGAUUUCCUCUCAAUUGAUAUUACUUCUGUGGAAUUGAAAGUUGUACAAAAAGGACCACUGGAGAUAUGUGCUGUUUCACUAAGUAUUAGAAAAUGCUUUGAAAUACGAUGUGACUGUCAGAAUGUCCCCGGAGAGGGUGGUCUACGUACAUCUAACAUUAACCCACUAUGUUCAGCCAAAGAACAUACUAGUUCACUACAAGAUCGCCCAUGUCAAGAAAACAAUACAGUAGAAACGUCUGAAAAUAAAACAUCGAAUCAUUAUCAAUCAGAGGGGACAUCUUCGAAGGCUGAAAAAAGUUUCAAAGAUCAAAGCACAGGUUUCACUUCUGCUACAUUCAAUUUAAUGCAAAGUGAAAAAGGAAAAGACUUUUCUCCGUGGUUCACAACAGGCGUAUUUGUCGGGGGAUUUGUGUUUGGACUGAUAAUAUCUAUGACUUUUUCUUAUUUAUGCAAUAGAAGAAGAAGGACUGGGGCAGAGAAAGAGAAGCCUGAAUAUUCCAUGGGACAGGAUAUACCUUUACUCAACUCACACCUACCUGUAAAAGACACACCAGUGUAUUCAGAAAUUUCAGAACAAAAACAAAAUAAUAAGCCCCAAAACAACGGCAGUACCCCACUAUACAGUUCUCCGGUAUACGUUGGAGAAUACGUUGAACCAGUGACCAUGAAUGGAAAUGCAAGACUUUUGCAGGACAACCAGUCAAACGAUGAACAUAAUUUACCCAUACAUGCUAUGUAUACAGAACCCAUUGGUACAGAUCAAACGAGACGUUUAUCGGAUCUAUGCAAUAAUGAAUAUAGUCAUCUACAGUUUAAUGGAGAAUCUCAACUCCGUACACAAGGUAAAAAGGAAUGCGACGAAACCUCAAAUGAAGCAAAAGCUGAAUCAACGGAAAAUAAUCAAACAGAGCAUGACGAGGAUCCAGUGGGUGCUUUUGAUGGCACAAAUAAGAUUUUAGACAAGCAACAAAGAGAGGCUUCCGAGAUUGAAUCGAAUUCUGCUCUCUCAGACCUUUCGGAUAAAGAAGGAAAGGACAUAGCAAAUAAUGCUAACCAAGCAUUAUUAUCAAAUGGCAAGGAAAAUGAGUAUUUUGUAUUGGAGAAAAAUGAGCCAUAG
Molecule: messenger RNA, 1142 nt
Organism: Saccostrea cuccullata (small rock oyster)
Lineage: Eukaryota; Metazoa; Mollusca; Bivalvia; Ostreida; Ostreidae
Exons: 4
Source: RefSeq, a predicted model, not a curated record